This is a messenger RNA of Dothidotthia symphoricarpi CBS 119687, 312 nucleotides long. RefSeq lists its product as uncharacterized. Bases 1 to 312 code for a protein of 103 amino acids. The record is from RefSeq and is a predicted model, not a curated record. The transcript has a single exon. NCBI's taxonomy places the organism in Eukaryota, Fungi, Ascomycota, Dothideomycetes, Pleosporales, Dothidotthiaceae.
AUGACACAAACCACCACCCCCACUUCAUCACCGCCCGCCAACCCCGAAAUAACCCCUACCCCCACCCCGCACAAACCAACCCACCAACACCAAGCCACCGCCACCGCCAACACCUUCCGCAGCGUAAACGUCGCGCACACGAUUAAUCCCGCGGAUGGGAAGACGUGGGCGUGUGAUCGCGGGUGUGUGUUUGAAUCUUUUGUUGAGGGGGGGAGGAUGGGCGGGGAGGUGGGGGAGGGGGAGGAAGAAGAAGAAGAAGAAGAGGGGGGGUGGAGGAGGGGGAGGUGGUUGGGGUGGUUUUGUGGGGGUUGA